CUCUCUCUCUCUUUGCUAUCAAAUUUCUUCGAGCCCGCCAACAAACGGAAUGCCAUUGAUCAUCGAAAAUUGUAAGGUUGUCGGUCACGUGAUCGCGGACGCGGCGCCGCGCGACGCCAUUGGCAGGAAGUUACAUGCGGAUAACAAAAUCGACAACCGUAGCAAGAGUCUGAUAAUCGCCAGUGUUGAUCGUGCGGAGAAAGAGCUGUCUUUACGCAAAGAAGCCACUUGGGAUCGACGAAAAUGGAGAUCGAAGUCUUGUCGGCGAAAUCCUCAAAACUGAUAACCAACGUCAAUGUAAAUUCGAGCACUACAAUAGGAGAAAUUAAACAACAAUUGCAUAAAUUAAAAAAGGCACCUUACAUUCAUAGACAAAGUCUGAGAUUGGAAGCUAAGGGAAAAGCAUUGUCUGAUUCGGAAACAAUUAAAUCUUUGUCAUUAAAACCAAAUGGGAAGCUUUAUUACAAGGAUCUUGGUCCCCAAAUUGGCUGGAAGACUGUUUUCUUAUUAGAAUAUGCAGGACCAUUAGUAGUGUAUCUCUGGUUGUAUCAACGUCCAUGGUUAUUUUAUGGAAAUGUCGAUAUCAGCAAUUAUCACUAUGUAGCUAAUUGGGCAGCUGUUGGUUGGACAGUGCAUUAUGCAAAACGUUUAUUGGAAACUUUGUUUGUUCAUCGUUUCAGUCACGCAACAAUGCCAUUGCGUAAUCUAUUCAAAAAUUGUUCCUAUUAUUGGCUCUUCGCUAUGUAUGUGGCAUAUCAUACGAAUCAUCCAUUAUAUACAGCUCCCAGUGCACUCCAAUUCAAUAUUGGAGCAGCAACAUUCGUUUUGUGUGAGUUGGGUAACCUCAGCAUUCAUUUAGCUCUGAGAAAUUUGAGACCACCAGGUAGUACGGUCAGAAAAAUCCCAAUGCCAACUGAAAAUCCUUUCACCGCGCUCUUCAAAUUCGUCUCCUGUCCAAAUUAUACAUACGAAAUAGGCAGUUGGAUCGGCUUCACCGUAAUGACGUCUUGUCUUCCAGCUGGUCUAUUUGCGUUUGCUGGUGCAUAUCAAAUGACCGUAUGGGCAUUAGGAAAACAUAGAGCUUACAAGAAAGAGUUCUCGAAUUAUCCAAAAAAUCGUAAAGCUAUCAUUCCAUUUAUUCUUUAAAUCAAUGCAUUUAUAUCAAGUUGCUUAAGUUGGUAAUGAAGAAAUUCUUGAUAUAUUAAUU
This is a messenger RNA of Camponotus floridanus (Florida carpenter ant), 1207 nucleotides long. RefSeq names its product very-long-chain enoyl-CoA reductase (gene Sc2). The transcript has 5 exons. Gene Ontology annotation, biological process: very long-chain fatty acid biosynthetic process. Gene Ontology annotation, molecular function: oxidoreductase activity, acting on the CH-CH group of donors; protein binding. The record is from RefSeq and is a predicted model, not a curated record. The coding region runs from base 244 to 1146 and encodes 300 amino acids. NCBI's taxonomy places the organism in Eukaryota, Metazoa, Arthropoda, Insecta, Hymenoptera, Formicidae.